Molecule: messenger RNA, 4311 nt
Organism: Gopherus evgoodei (Goodes thornscrub tortoise)
Lineage: Eukaryota; Metazoa; Chordata; Testudines; Testudinidae
Gene: XPO4
Product: exportin 4
Exons: 23
Coding region: 177-3641 (1154 amino acids)
Biological process (GO): protein export from nucleus
Cellular component (GO): cytoplasm; nuclear pore
Molecular function (GO): nuclear export signal receptor activity
Source: RefSeq, a predicted model, not a curated record
CUUGCUGCAGUCACGCCCGGUGCUUCCGCCUGUUCCCCCGCUGCUCCGGCCGGUCACGCUGCUGCAGGUCGGCGCUGAUACUCUCGGUCCGGGCGCUUCCCCGCCGGGCCGGGGGAUUGGCUGUGCCACCGCUUCGUCCCACAAUGCAGCGCAUGGCGCGUCAUUGAAGAGAGACCAUGAUGGCGGCGGCCGUGGCUGCGGGGGGGGCUCCUGAGGUGAUCGCCCAACUGGAGAACGCGGCCAAAGUGCUCAUGGCACCACCUUCCAUGGUCAAUAAUGAACAACGCCAGCAUGCCGAGCACAUAUUCUUAUCAUUUAGAAAAUCAAAAUCUCCAUUUGCUGUUUGCAAGCAUAUUUUGGAAACUAGUAAAGUGGACUAUGUCCUUUUUCAAGCUGCCACAGCAAUAAUGGAAGCAGUUGUGCGAGAGUGGAUUCUUUUGGAGAAAAGUAGCAUCGAGUCACUGCGAACAUUCCUUUUAACUUAUGUCUUACAAAGGCCUAACCUUCAAAAGUAUGUUCGGGAGCAGAUUCUAUUAGCAGUAGCAGUAAUAGUGAAACGAGGAUCAUUAGACAAAUCGAUUGACUGCAAGAGCAUUUUCCAUGAAGUCAGCCAGUUGAUAAGCAGUGGUAACCCCACUGUGCAAACUUUGGCCUGUUCCAUUUUAACGGCUUUGUUGAGCGAGUUCUCAAGUUCAAGUAAAACCAGCAACAUUGGACUAAGCAUGGAGUUCCAUGGUAACUGCAAACGAAUAUUUCAGGAGGAUGACCUUCGGCAGAUCUUCAUGCUAACUGUAGAAGUACUACAGGAAUUCAGCAGACGUGAAAACCUCAAUGCUCAGAUGUCUUCAGUGUUUCAGCGUUAUCUUGCACUAGCCAAUCAGGUCUUAAGCUGGAACUUUCUUCCUCCAAAUUUGGGCAGACAUUAUAUAGCUAUGUUUGAAUCCUCACAAAAUGUGAUGCUAAAGCCAACAGAGUUGUGGCGUGAAACCCUCCUGGACAUCAGAGUUAUGGAGCUUUUCUUUACAGUACAUCGAAAAAUCAGAGAGGAUACAGAUAUGGCACAAGACUCUCUACAGUGCCUAGCACAGCUAGCUUCUCUGCAUGGACCAGUCUUUCCUGAUGAAGGUUCACAAGUUGAUUAUCUGGCACAUUUCAUUGAAGGAUUACUGAAUACUAUCAAUGGAAUUGAAAUAGAGGACUCUGAAGCAAUGGGAAUCUCCAGUGUUUUCAGCAACCUGAUAACUGUGUUUCCUCGCAAUGUUUUAACUGCCAUUCCAAAUGAACUUUUCUCUUCAUUUGUUAACUGCCUCACGCACCUCACCUGUUCUUUUGGGAGAAGUGCUGCAUUGGAAGAAGUGCUUGACAAAGAUGACAUGGUAUACAUGGAGGCAUAUGAUAAAUUGCUGGAAUCCUGGCUUACCUUGGUACAAGAUGACAAACAUUUCCACAAAGGCUUCUUUACCCCACAUGCUGUUCAGGUUUUUAAUUCUUAUAUUCAGUGCCACCUAGCUGCUCCUGAUGGUACAAGGAAUUUGACUGCCAAUGGUGUAGCCUCUCGGGAGGAAGAAGAAAUAAGCGAACUGCAGGAAGAUGACAGAGACCAGUUCUCUGACCAGCUGGCCAGUGUAGGCAUGCUUGGAAGAAUUGCUGCAGAACACUGUAUACCUCUUCUUACAAGUUUAUUAGAAGACAGAGUGACAAGGCUCCAUGGUCAGUUACAAAGACAUCAGCAGCAGUUACUUGCCUCACCAGGAUCAGGGUCAAUUGACAAUAAAGUGCUUGAUGACCUGUAUGAGGAUAUUCAUUGGCUUAUUUUAGUCACAGGCUACCUCUUAGCUAAUGAUACUCAGGGAGAGACUCCAUUAAUACCUCCAGAAGUAAUGGAAUAUUCCAUUAAGCAUUCAACUGAGGUUGACAUCAAUACAACACUUCAGAUCCUAGGAUCUCCAGGAGAAAAGGCCUCUUCCAUCCCAGGAUACAAUAGAACUGAUUCUGUAAUUAGGUUAUUAUCUGCUAUUCUAAGAGUUUCAGAAGUAGAAUCUCGAGCAAUAAGGGCGGAUCUAACACACCUUCUGAGUCCACAAAUGGGAAAAGAUAUUGUAUGGUUUCUUAAGCGUUGGGCAAAGACCUAUCUCCUAGUGGAUGAAAAACUGUAUGACCAGAUAAGUCUACCAUUUAAUACAGCAUUUGGUGCAGACACAGAGGGUUCCCAGUGGAUUGUGGGUUACCUCUUAGAAAAAGUAAUCAGUAACCUGGCAGUAUGGAGUUCUGAGCAGGACCUUGCAAAUGACACUGUACAGUUGCUAGUAACAUUAGUGGAAAGGAGAGAGAGGGCAAAUUUAGUAAUUCAGUGUGAGAAUUGGUGGAAUUUAGCUAAGCAGUUUGCGAGGCGAAGCCCACCUCUUCACUUUUUGUCCAGUUCUGUUCAGAGAACACUAAUGAAAGCUCUAGUUUUAGGAGGUUUUGCCCAUAUGGACACAGAUACAAAACAGCAAUACUGGACAGAGGUUCUUCAGCCACUUCAGCAGCGAUUCUUGAAUGUGAUAAACCAAGAAAACUUUCAACAGAUCUGUCAAGAGGAGGAGGUGAAACAGGAAAUCACUGCCACACUAGAAGCGCUUUGUGGCAUUGCUGAGGCUACCCAGAUAGAUAAUGUAGCAAUACUCUUUAACUUUCUGAUGGACUUUCUUACCAAUUGCAUUGGAUUAAUGGAGGUGUACAAAAACACACCAGAGACUGUUAACCUCAUAAUAGAAGUUUUUGUUGAAGUUGCACAUAAACAAAUAUGCUAUCUCGGAGAGUCCAAAGCCAUGAAUUUGUAUGAGGCCUGCCUGACUCUACUUCAAGUAUAUUCCAAGAAUAAUUUAGGUCGGCAGCGAAUAGAUGUUACAGCAGAAGAGGACCAAUACCAGGAUCUUCUUCUUAUUAUGGAGCUUCUUACUAACCUUCUGUCAAAAGAAUUUAUAGAUUUCAGUGAUACAGAUGAAGUAUUUAGAGGACAGGAGCCAGGACAAGCUGCAAAUAGAUCUGUGUCAGCAGCAGAUGUAGUCUUAUAUGGAGUUAAUCUAGUUCUGCCAUUAAUGUCACAGGAUCUGCUGAAAUUUCCAUCUCUGUGUAAUCAGUACUACAAAUUAAUCACCUUCAUCUGUGAGAUAUUUCCUGAGAAAAUUCCUCAGCUUCCAGAAGACCUUUUUAAGAGCCUAAUGUACUCAUUGGAGUUAGGGAUGUCAUCGAUGAGUUCUGAGGUUUGCCAACUCUGUCUGGAAGCUUUAACACCAUUAGCAGAACAAUGUGCUAAAGCACAAGAAACAGAUUCAUCACUAUUUCUAGCAACAAGGCACUUUCUUAAGAUGGUUUUUGAUAUGCUGGUACUACAAAAGCACAAUACAGAGAUGACAACUGCAGCAGGUGAAGCAUUCUACACAUUAGUGUGUUUGCAUCAGGCUGAAUAUUCAGAACUAGUUGAAACAUUACUAUCAAGUCAACAAGAUCCAGUCAUUUACCAGCGGUUGGCAGAUGCAUUCAACAAGCUUACUGCAAGCAGCACUCCUCCUUCACUGGACCGUAAGCAGAAGAUGGCCUUCCUAAAGAGUUUAGAAGAAUUUAUGGCAAAUGUUGGUGGACUCCUCUGUGUAAAAUAAACAACAAAAAAACUCUAUGCCUAAUUUAGACCCUUUCUGCAAAAUGCACUGAGAAAUGCUGAAAGCUGACUAAACCUUGUACCUGUUUCUGGGUUCUUUGCAGCCAUCUCAGAUUUUAGAGAGCCUGGAAGUUUGAUAUAACACAGUUGAAUAGGAGAGGUCAACUUUUGAAUCAGCUUCUGCUAUUGUGUUAGUCACAAUCUGUCAUUACUUGUAUGUUGUAGAGAAUCAACAACAAAUUGAAAUUUUAAAAGAAAAUUCCAUAUAUGUGCAAACAGAUAUGGGCACAUGAAAAAUAGUGCCUUUUCCCCAUUAGCUUAAAACAUAAGUGGCUGGACAAACUUUUAAAGAUUUUUUUUUUCUGAAAACCAUAUUAGAGUAUGAUGUAGACACAUACAAAACUGUAAACAGUGUAGCUGAUUGAAGCUUUAUUUUUUCUCUCUGAAGAUGGAGUUUAUGAUCCAAGGGAAAAACACCAAAUGGUAUUUUUUAACUUGUUUAGUUUUGUUUUUCUACAUCACCUGAUGUUGCAUGUUUUAUGUAAUACAGGUUUCUACAUUAUAUUCUGCUGCCUAAAGUUCAGAAGGAAAAAGGUGUAUAUUUUUGUUCCCCUAAAAUGAACUUUAGGAACUGUAGCCAUUUCAUUGCCUUAAUUUAAAACAAAACAAAA